Molecule: messenger RNA, 4853 nt
Organism: Styela clava
Lineage: Eukaryota; Metazoa; Chordata; Ascidiacea; Stolidobranchia; Styelidae
Product: arylacetamide deacetylase-like
Molecular function (GO): hydrolase activity
Source: RefSeq, a predicted model, not a curated record
UUGAUUUCAUUGCUAAAGUUGAUUAAUUUGCUCCAAGGUAAAACCCUAGUUUCCCUCCUUUCUCGAAUCUAGACAACGAAAUUUUUGUAAAAUAGCCAAAGACAAUAUUCUAUUCUCAAUCAGAACAGUAUAAUAUUUUAGCGUUCAUAUUAUAAUUUGAAAUGGGAAGAAGAUUAUUGGGAUUUUUGUUCGCAUCCUGGCUGGCCUAUCGUUUGUAUGUACCGUUGCCAGAUUAUUGUGACUUUCCAAUAAAAAUAAAGGGACUCUAUAGUUUGUUUAAUGCAUUCGACCUUGCGGGAAAUGUGUUCGAACUUUUUGGAGGAAGCUACUCCACGCCUUUCCAUCUAACAGAUUAUGACCCGGGAGAUAAUUUAAAAGAAAUAACAACUACAACUAAAACACUUGCUGGCCGACAAGUUGACAUUCAUCGCCCCAUAGGAUUCCCUAAAAAGAAAUCUGGAUCAGCUAUCAUAUUUUUACAUGGAGGUGGUUGGACGAUAGGAUCAAGAGCUGCUUAUGCUGUUGUGACAAGAAAAAUUGCGAAAGAAACAAACAUGAUGGUUUUUGUGCCGGAAUAUCGUUUGGCGCCAGAUCAUCCCUUUCCUGCGGGAUUCGAAGACUGCCUAAAAGUUACAAAAGAAAUAAUCAAAAGAGCAAGAGAUUUUGACAUAAAUCCGAACAAGAUUGUUCUUGCGGGCGACAGCGCAGGAGGAAACCUUGCAGUCGCCAUAAGUUUGAAGAUAGGUGAAGAAUUUCAAAAUGAAACACACCCAAUUUGCAUGAUUAACGUUAUAUAUCCAUUCAUGCAAUUAGCCAAUUUUCAAUUGCCCAGCUACUUACAAAACAAUGACGGAGGGUUGUUUUCCCCUUAUCCUGUCGUUCGAUUUCUUCUAUAUUAUCUUGGUUUUUGGAAUCACACCAAUAUAAUUCCACUGAUUACAAGAAACAGUCAUAUGAACGGAUUCAAAGAUAAAGAUAUUCUCGAUAGAAUGAGCGAUAAGUGGAUUCCAGAAAAAUAUAAAAAAGGUCUAGUUCCGACAGAUGAUGAUAACGAAAUUGGAUCCGAUCAAAUGGAAACGUACUUCCUACACGCCACAAAGAUUCAAGAAUUCGUUUCCAAUCGCCAAGUUGCACCUUUGGCCGCGAGUGACGAACAUUUACGCACACUACCCUACACACACGUAGUUACCUGUGAAUACGAUGCCAUACGAGACGAUGGAAUAAUUUUCUACGAAAGAAUGAAAGAUCUCGGAAAGAAAGUUACCCAUCAACAUUGGGAGUUUGGCGCACACGCUUUAUUGAACGCAUACGGAAUGGUUGAAUAUGAAAAACUCGAUCAAGCAAUGGGAGAGAUGUUUAACAUAAUUCAAAAAGGAGUAGACCAAUGUUGAUAAAUUAUCAAAUAUCGUUUUUUUUAAAUAACUAUUUCAUUAGUAUUUAUAGCAGGCUGCUAGGCUAUUAAAGUUCUGGUCAAAGACAAAUUUUGAUACGUAUUUUAUUCUUGUUUAUGACAGACGAAGCAAACAAUACAAUUGGGCAUAAACUUAUUAAUCAUUGAGGUAAAAUCACAAGAACUUAUUUAUCUGAACAGAUGAGCAUAUUCAAGCAAAUCCAAAAAUUUCUUAUAAGAUGUGUGCGAUUUUACUAAUCUAUUAGUUCUUGCCUUAUCGGAAUAAAUUGAGAAUAAUCUAUAUUAUGACUUAAGACACAAGACUUUAUAUAUCCUUAACACGUAUACUUGUGGUGGCCAUCAUUCUCCAACCAAAUUGCUUUGUCUUGCUCUGUGUACUGCAUGGGUAUUCAUAAUCUUGUCACGCUUCUGAUUAGUUCUUCACCCAUUGUUGUUUGUUAUUUUUCUUUUACCAACGGUAACUUUUUUCGGUAUUGGUGGAUAUUCGUUGUAGCCCAAACCCCACGACAUCUCAGCGUGUCUCCCUCUACACUUCAGAAAGUUAUUCAAAGCCCCCACUACCAGGUCGAUGUAGAAUUCUACAAUGGGAAUCUUGCUAAAAUUUUAAAUAUUUUGAACGAAAAUGUAUUGAAUUUCAAUAUGGCAAACCUGUUUCCAUGUUUACGUCAGGAAUGUGCGCCCUGCGGGCCAAACGGGGAGACCGACUGGAAUAAUGCCCAUUUUGAAUUGUGUGCGGCCCGCGAAACGAGUUUUUAAUUCAGUUUAAUUUGAUACAUACGAGUAAUUUCAAUCACUUUGCGUUGCGAAGUAAUACCUGAACCCAAUUUGUUAUCUAUGCCUAUGACGUUUCAGUGCCCAAACAUCUAGCUUGUGAGAAACGAACAACGUAUACCAUAAUAUGUCAAUCAACAAAAUUUUUGUAUUUGCUACUACUGGCGUAUGAUAAAUAAAGGUGCGGCCCGCGGUUUCACCCAGUUAUUUGUAUUUGGCACUCCUGUAUUAGAGGUUGUACACCCCUGGUUUAUGGCAAUGCUUGUUGAAAUAUAAAUAUAUAUGCGGGUUCCUGUACAUUUGAACCCACGACAAUUGCACCUGUAUAUAUAUAUUGCACCUGUGGAAGUUUUUUUGUUUUGCGGAUAUUUGAACCCAUACUAACCCUAACCCAUGGGGUUUAGCCCCCGUAUAUAGAUUGGACCCGCGGAUAUACACAUGGGUUCAAAUGUACGGUCACCAAAUAUGCGAUAUUGGUUUGUGUUGUUCGUUAUAUACUUCGACGCAGUGUAAUGAAAUAGUUAGUUCAUUCUGCAUGACCGUAAAAUUUAAACAUUUUUGUUGGAAGGUAAUAUAUACGAUAGCUAAUAUGUUUGAGAUGGUUCCAUUACAUUUGAACCCAUGACGAUUGCACCUAUGGACCGGCAUUGCACCUAUGGAAAUUUUUGUUGUUUUACGGAUAUUUUAACCCAUACUAAUCCUAACCCAUGGGUUUAGCACUCGCAUAAUCCCGCGAAUGUACACAUGGGUUCGAAUGUACGGUCACGUUUGAUAUGUAUGAGUGACAAGUCACGCGUAGCCACCAAAGCAUAACUAUAGACGAGUUUUUGAACAGAUCUGCAUGUUUACCAUAAUAUCGUAACAUCAACCGUUAUAAUUAAACUUGGAAUGGCUCGUUAAAUGAAAUUUUAUGUUUCUAGCUUCGCCCUGAGUAAAAUGAGAUUCCCGAUAAUAACACAAACUGUUAGACAAAAGCAACCUUGCAGAAGUAUUAGAUGGACAGCAAACCUCAGCUUAACAGUAUAUUGUUUGAUGGAUGCCUGAAAAGAUAUUUUAGACAACAAGGACGCUAAUAUGAAGACUAUAUUUCGCUUUGUCAGCAGAUAAUGCUUCAUCGUAAUAGUAGUUGCCAUGAAAUGAGGCACAUGCUAUUUAUUGGAGGACAUGCUAUUUUUUGUAGAAGUCUCAGCAUAUAUCUUCUUUUUAUACAUACCCCGGUGCGUGCGACCUCCCUUUAUUGGUGAAAGCGUUUUACAACUUACUUAAAGUACUUAAUAAUGCAUUGAGUACGAAUUUCGUUUUAAUUCACCUCAUACAAGUUACAACAAGCAACCAAGUUUUUCCGAAUAAGGACGUUUCAAUGUGACGCUCGCUAUUCUGCCAACAAACGCUUCACCGAUCUUACAUUCGUGAUUCAAUCGCGACCGUUAUGGUUCCUAGCCUUCUUUUAUAUUCAUCGAAAUAGAGUAAAUAUCAGGAUUUAUCACUAUGUAUACAAUUGUAAUGUAUACGUAGAAUCGGCAAAGGUCAUUAGCAUUUUUGUAAAGUGCUUUAUAUUUUUUCCACCUGUUGACGUUUCGAGCGCCGUUUGUUUUACAUAAAUUAUUCUCAGAUGGCGUAUCAGUAUGGCAUGGUGGAAAGUAUUUCCCUCGUGAAAUAGCAAGUAUGAACCCGACAAAAUCAAGUGAGUUGGUGACCAGUAUCGCAGAUCUUUACCGCCCGAAAACUUUUUAGUAUGAAUUGUAAUAAGAGAAAUAUAUCAUUAGCGCGUGGCGCAAUUGGUUUUGUUUACUGAUAUAUAUAGUAAUAUUAUUAUGAAAUAAAAUAGUCCUGUUCCUAACAGGAAACAGUCCUGUUAGUUGCAACAGUAAUUUAGCAGAGCAGUUUACAAGAUCAUUCAAUCAUAUACAAAAGAAGCCAAAAAACAAAUGCAGGUGGCAUUCGAAAAGAUUUUAGAAUUAAUAAUCAAGAACGAUUAUUACAGCAUUGAUUCUAAUUUUUCAGUCUACAUAUAAGACUGUAUACCUAUCAUACUGGCUUACCGGACUGAACAUUGGAUUAUCCGAUGAAGUCAUGAAAUUAUAUCAACCAUCAAAUGACCUAAUUUCCGUGUAAAUUUAGUAAUAUGCAUUACGUUCUAUUGUUUUGCAGAGUUUGCUAAAACCAUCCAGGAUCCUCGAUGAAAUAUUUUCACGGUGAAGGUUUCACUAUUAGGUCAAGAUAAUUUAUAACUUAGUGAGAUUCAAUUCUCUUACAUUUUUAAAUAUUCCACUGAUGCAAUGUCGCGAAGACUCACUACAAAGUAAACAUAUAAUUUAUGCAUGUCAUGUAUUUCUUCAAUAUGCUUUAGUAAAGAGAAAAUUGCUAAUUUCAUACGGCAAAUAUUUUAAAAAAUUUAGAUAAAGAUCCAGCUUGUCGAUAUAUCUCCUUCUCUAAUCUGUGAUAUAGGAUGCAUCAAAACCUUGUAUAUCCCUCCGUCUGUCAUCCCAUAAAUUCUUGAAAAUAAUUAUUCGCAAAUGCGCGGUUGCAACAAGCUCAAAUACGCUGUUUUGUGGAACUCUGGCUUUCUCAUUGCAUUAACGCGCACCAUGUAUGGAAUUUUUAAAGAAAAUUUGCGUUGAGAACAAAGCUUGCCAAUUUUAAGAAGUCGUCGACCGAAAUAACCAAAUUG